CUGUAUCUGCAAACCUUAAAAAAAAAAAAAGACCUCCACCGGCAGAUACCACACCGGGAAGAGUCCUCAACCUUUUGCCAAAGUCUCCUUUAGGUGAUGCCAAUAGGAUUUUACAUGCCAGCCGUAGCCUUUGUUGACCACAACGUUGGCUACCAGGUCUUCUUGAAAGUUCUUGUUUGACCAAAUUGUAUUGUGUAAUCCUAUUAUACGGAGACGGAGGGCACUGGGCAGCCCACCCCAUUAUCCCCCCCUAAUCAACCCCUUCCCUCCCCUCCCUGCCCUCCUCUUGGAAGCAGCAUCCCAGUGUGUGGGUCUCUCAUUAGGACCUUGACAGCCGGCUAGUCUAUAUAUAUUUAUAUUUAUUUUUUAUUUACCGUGUGCCGGAUUUAAUGCUGAGACAUGCAAAACAAUAGCUCGGGGAACGCUGAAGCUAAAGACUAUGGAAAAGUCGAGUAGCGAAGACUCUUCUAUACACCGAAGUCCAUCUGUGGACAGCAGGGACUCAGCUAAACCUUCUACCUCCAGCAGGGAAUUUGGUAGAGGAUUCACGGCCGGAGCUUUUUAUGGCAAUGCAGGAUCUCGUCCACAGAGCCACGCCGGCGGCGUGAAGAAGGACAAGUACCCUGCGCCCAAAGGAGGCAAAUAUGUUGUCUUUUACCUGGAUCUAUCCUUUGUUUUUCUUCUAGAAUUUAAGAAGUGCAACAUGGCGAGAGGCUGUCUGUGUUGUUUGAAAUAUAUGAUGUUCCUCUUUAACUUGAUAUUUUGGCUCUGUGGCUGUGGCUUGCUGGGAGUCGGAAUAUGGCUUUCUGUAUCGCAAGGAAACUUUGCAACGUUUUCUCCCAGUUUCCCUUCUCUUUCGGCAGCGAAUCUGGUGAUCGCCAUUGGCACAAUCGUCAUGGUAACUGGCUUCCUGGGUUGCCUCGGUGCUAUAAAGGAAAACAAGUGCCUCCUCUUAAGCUUUUUCAUCAUUUUGCUGAUAAUUCUUUUGGCUGAGCUGAUACUUCUUAUCCUAUUUUUUGUCUAUAUGGACAGGGUCAAUGAGAAUGCAAAGCAGGAUUUGAAAGACGGUUUAUUGCUUUACAAUACGGAAAACAAUGUUGGGCUGAAAAACGCUUGGAACAUUAUUCAGGCAGAAAUGCACUGUUGCGGUGUGACAGAUUAUACCGAUUGGUAUCCGGUGCUGGGAGAGAACACAGUUCCUGAUCGAUGCUGCAUGGAGAACUCUCAGGAUUGUGGCCAUAAUUCGACCAGCUUAGUAUGGAAGACAGGUUGUUAUGAGAAAGUGAAGAUGUGGUUUGAUGACAACAAGCAUGUUCUUGGUACAAUUGGGAUGUGUAUACUCAUAAUACAGAUACUUGGAAUGGCAUUUUCUAUGACCCUCUUCCAGCAAAUCCACAGGACUGGCAAAAAAUAUGAUGCCUAGGGGGCUUCUCGAAAAAAAAAAAAAAACAGACGUUUGUAUAAAUAUUUUUUUGCGAUAAACAAUGUCAAGAACCAAGGAAUCUAAACAUUGGUCACCGGAACUACCAUCACAUUGAAACUUUUACCGUAACCCGACUCUUACACCUGCUAUUAAUUUGCCAAAGAAGAAAGGAAAUGCGUAGAGCCGGUUUCCCGCUCUAACACUCUUCUUGAACAUCUAAAAAAAACAAAAAAGAAUUUAAAGACUUCUACCAAUACAUGACCGAUAGGCUUAUGCUUCUGGAACAUUUUAAAGAGUUUUGAAAAAAUAUAGGUGAAGAACACUUAAAAAAAGGAUGAUUUAUGGAAGCCAUUGACAACUGGAGCCCUCCCUGUCGGUGAUGUUGGGCCAGUUUGCAUGGAAUGGACUGAAAACUAAAUUUUUUUUUUUGUACCUUAUGGGACAUUGUUUUUUGUUACUCUGAUUAGGACUAGUGUUUUCAUUGACAUGUUUUGGAUUUUUUUUUUUGUUAUUUUUUGCUCUUUUCUUUUGUUUUUGGGUUUCACUUUCCACAGAUAUUAUUUUAACUACAAAAGUUCUGUGUGAUCUUUAAAGGAUGCUCCUGCAGUAAGUAGGUUUUUCGAACAAAAAAAAAAAAGAGCAUUUGUGUUUAUGUACCAUUCAGCUAACUAAACGGAAAGGUGUGCAUAAAAAUGUUACCAUUUUUUAUUACAAUGUAAAGGUAUAUUGAUUAUUUUGAGUUAUUUUCAUAGCAAUGUAUUGCAUUCACAUGUUAAUUUGUCAUGGUAAAGUCUUGUUCCACCUAAAUUAUAUGAUAUGGGCUAAAAAAAAAGUUACAACCAUCACCCACACAGUAGAAGUCAGGGUGCAUUCACACCAUGUUUUGGGAAUCCGGCAUCCGGAUGGAGUUGGAUAGUGACUCCUGUCGUCUCAUUUUUGAACUGCAUCAGUUUUAUUGCCGGACUAAAAACCAUGGCAGACCACGGUUUUCAGUCUGGCAAAAAAAAACCUGAUAAGGGCUAAAAUGAGUUGAGCCGAGUCACUAUCUGACUCCGUCCAGCUCAUUGAAGUGAAUGGGGUGCGGCACGGGUCCGAGCCAGAUCCGGCUGCGGUAUCGCUAAAACGUGGUGUGAAUGACCCCUAAUAUAAUUCAGUCUGCCUGAAAAAAAUGCAUUUUUGACCCCAAAUAUCUGGGCCAUGUAAAAUACAUUGGAGGCCGCAUUCAGAUGGCAUGAUCCAAUAGUGAUCUAACGUCAGUCCAUCUUAACCAAUAUCUUAGUUGCAAAACUAUAAUUCCUGGCAUGCCCGCAUGUUGGGAAUUGUAGUUUUGUGACAGUUUGGAGACAGCUGAUCUCAACUAUUGAGUGGGGCAUCGAUGUCCAAUGUCUGCAAUAUAAAACACCACAAUGGAACCAUAUUGGAACCAUCUCAAUGUGAAUGUUGAUCGUAUUCAUAUUUUUUGGGUGGAAAAUUUGAAUCAAAGCAACAAUCCAUUAGCAAUAAUGAGCUUUAUUAUUCAAUAUUUAAAAUAUAGAAGAGGCAUUGACACUACAGUGGAAUUUGGCCACAAUUAAGUUCUAGAAAACACAAAAACGCAAGUUAUUAUUCCAGAGGAACUUGGAAAGUAGGUCUAGCGAAUCCAGACAUUCACCAAAAAUUUGGGUAGACAGUGUUGGCACUGAUGAAAAUAUGUUUCUGUAAGUCGCAAUUGAUUAUGUACAGAACUGACGUUGCAUUUUUUAAGAAACAAUGACUUUAUAGCUAUCAAGGAAGUUGUAUAUCGGAUGUCAAUAUUCAAGGAACCUAAAAUAUGUCUACAGCCUCAAAAGUGGGGUAGGCUCAAGCAAAGAUCAUGACUACGUGGCCUAUUGUUAUGUAAUUCAGGCUGAAUCACUAUUUGUUAAGGCAUGUGAAGCCAGGCAGUUCUCAAGGAACCCAUAGGGCAGCCAUUUUUGUUCACCUUACCAGUAUUCAUGAGAAGGCAUCUCAUCCAGUUCACCAAUAGUCAGUGAUAGAAGCAAAGGAAAAAUCCAGCACUGGACAGGUGGAGUAAAAUCACAAAGCUUUAUUUUCUUCUUUAAAAAUGCAGUAGCAAGCAUGUACAAUGAAGCAGAGCUCAAGCUUGACACGUUUCGUGGUGUCCCACUUUGUCAAAAGCAUACUACGAGUGUUACACACAACGUUAAAGUAGAGUACAUCUUACCAAUAGUGUUGAGCGGCAUAGGCCAUAUUCGAAUUCGCGAAUAUUCGCGAAUAUAUGGACGAAUAUUCGUCAUAUAUUCGCGAAUAUUCGCGAAUAUUCUCGGAUUCUCGGUUUUAUUUUCGCAUAUGCGAAAAUUCCCGUAUGCGAAAAUAACAUAUGCGAAAAUUAGCAUAUACAAAAAUAAAAUAAGCAAAAAUGCGCAUAUGCGGAAAUUAGCAUAUGCAUAUUUUCGCAUAUGCGAAAAUUCGCACACCAGUCUCACACAGUAGUAUUAGAGCCUUCUUUACACCACACAAGCUGGAAGCAGAGAGGGAUGAUCACUGUGAUGUGUACUGUGAAAAAAAACAAAAAACAAACAAACGAAUAUUCGUAAUUACGAAUAUAUAGCGCUAUAUUCGCGAAUAUUCGCAAAUUCGCGAAUAUGCGAUAUUCGCGAAUAAAAUUCGUAUUGCGAAUAUUCGUGAGCAACACUACUUACCAACUGAUAGGAAUCAGCUGAGAUCACACAAUUAGAACAAUGGAUAACACAGGUGCAUCACUACUCAUUAAUUAACAUUAAUAUAUUUUGUAUUUUGCAUAGAGACAGAUUCUAAAAUGAAUAAUAAUCAAAAAGGUACAUAUAAUUUGCAUAAAAUUCAGGAUAUAUAAUGUAUCAUGAUGUGUAUAUAAUAAUACCACAAACAUGUGUUGGCUGACACAAAGAAAAACAAAAAAGAGAAAAAAAACGCAAGUGCAACAGUAUGAACAGCAGCCAAAUAAUAGAACCUUUGCCUAUUCAAAAAUGUAUAGUCGGUGAUACUUCUAAAGCUGACCAGACAGGGCCCGAUUUGACAAACAUGGAUUGGAUUCGUAGUGGGGAAAACACUUGAGAAUGAUUCUUCCCUUUAAGGAGGAGGGUGGUGUUCAUGCCUCAUUGGGUCCAAGGGUCAGCAGAUGGCCCAUCAGUUUUGAUGAGACAUCCGCCCAUCGAUCCUGGUCACCAUAAGCAAAAAAAAAUAAAAAUUUGUGGAACAGAUUGCAUGGAUUGUUGCUCUAUUACAUACAAGAUAUCUAGAUGACAAACAUUUGACCUGUAUCUUUGCACAAAUUAUUUUCCAAGGUUCUACCACAUUUAAACACCGCAAACAAUAUUUUUAAGGACAUUCCUGCUAAACACUUCAGCACAUACCUCUAGUCUCAUCGCUGCUGCUUUGAACAAUGCCGAAAUUUGGUCUGCGGUGAGGGCAUUGCUUACUUUUUUGAUGCUUUAGAAAAACUCAUGACAGUGAAUGAGAAGAAAUAAGGGGCUUUUCACAUCAUGUUUUGGCUUUACCGAGGAGUCAAGUGUGGGAACUUAAGAUUUCCACUCAAGGGCUGGUCCUCCUGCUAAUGGCAACAGUGUUCCUGCUUUGAAAAAAAUGCAGGAACUCUGUUCCCGUGCAUUCCUGGAGGACUUGAGCCCUGGUUGUACCCCAUCAGUAUUCUGACGUAUAUCACGAGAGGCUAUAAAGUAGCCAUAAGGGAUAAUGGUCCUCUUGUGAUCAUGUAUGCUUUGGCUUUAUUCAGAUCACAUUUUGGGCCCAUAGACCUGUUGUGACUAUGUUCAUUACAGAUCUUGAACAUAUAUGCUGUCCAAAAUGAAUACCGAUAUAAGGGAGACUCAGUGUAGGCACACAUAUAUGUCUGGUCUAUUGAACAAUGGUAUACGUUGGAAUACCGAUUUGACAGUAUCGCUACAACCGAAAUGUUAUGCGAAAAGCCAUUGAGCAGUCUCUAUUGAUGUUAUUUAAUUUGUCCUGUAUUCGCAGUAGUAACAUCACAGGUUGUAUCUAUAAGAACUCAUGAAAUCAUCAUCAUUAAAAAAAAAAAUCACGCCCCAUACUAAAUGCACGAGGGCGGAAAAACAUGAAAUAUUUAUUUUUUAAAAUGUGACUUUUUUUUAAACUUGUGUAUCUUCUCUACUGUUGAGAAUAGGACUGUAUUAGGAAAUGCUUCCGGUCACAUGUGCUCUAGGUGGUGUUUCCUUUUUCCAGGAGGACAAAGAAAAAAAAUGUCAUGUGACACCAGACGUGGAAUCCUUGUAUUAAAUGACAUUCCGGUAUGGAGGUGAAAUUGAAAUAAUUCCUUAGUAACUAGUCAUUUGGCUACCAGUACUUUUAAUUCUUCAGUAUGGAAUUUGCUUGGGUGCCUAAAGCUCUACAUCUAAGCGUUUUUGUGACCAGCAAGUGCUAUUGGACAACUCUGGAAUACAUUGAAUGGCACAUGGUACGGUGAUUCAAUGUUGCCGACAAUGCAUAGGUGGAAUUGGUCGCAGAGUUGUGUUGUAGUUCCAGUUACAAGCCAGCUAUACAAAAUGUGUUGGCCAACCAUUUAACGUGUACGGUUACCUCCCAAUUCCACCAAUGACAGGUGACUGGGAAAAGUAGGUUCUGGCAUAUUGUUUUGGCACUGCCCGAUAUUGUUUUCAGGGAAAUAAGCCACCAUCAGGGGAGUCUAAAAUAGACUUACUCCCAUUUUCCCAUUGAAAACACAUGCAUGCUUGGUCAAGUGUGUAUUGAGCGAUCUGGAGAGGUAGCUGUUGGUCUAAACGGGUGUUCAAGCUCUCUUAUGUGAAUUACUAGCUAAAUUCUGCAUCAUGGCUGCUGACUAAUGUUGUCUUCAUACCAUGUUAAGUUCACUUUUGCUGUACAGAACCAUCACUGCCAUGUAAAGCUUAGAGUGAAUGUCCGCCUUUUAACACCAUGUUAUUUUAGAUAACAACAACUUGCGCUAUAAUGGGUGGAGCUUGGUUUUUUGGAUACAUAGCUCCAUUGCCCACCAUAGAAACAUAUCGGUAGCUAUGUAAUGAAAACUAAAGGCUUCGACCACUUUACAGCAGAGUGUUGGACCCAUUUACAUAAUAAAAUAUAGUGUUCAAGGGUGGACUUUCACUUUAAUUUGGACCUUGUACAUCACUAUGAUGUAAAUGUGGAGAUGUUAAUGGGAUUCAAUAUAAAUUGUACAUUUAAGAGUCCUUCUGGUAAUAUAUGUAUAUGACAUGUCAUCAGUGGUUCCCGGCACUUGGCCAUGCACAACCACAUACUGAACCUAUAUAGGAACCUAUAAUUCUCUGAAUCAGCCCUUAAAGUCUCUACUGAUAUUGGUCUUGUGUAAAAUAUCAGUAGUGAUGUUUAAGGGUCUGGGUAAAAAAGCCCUAAAGAAUUCAUUGUAAAUUGAAACUUUUUUUUCUUUUUUUAGAAAAUGCUCAUUAUUUAUUCUUAUGUUUAUUAUGGAAAUAUAGCAUUCCUUUGAAAUUCUGAAUAUUGUUGUUGAAGAAAGAGGCAAAAAGUAUUAUUCAUCACUUCUAAAUAGGUCCAAAAUUCUAUAUGUGUAAUUUCCUAAUAUAUAUCGGAACCUUUUUCUUCUAGUACAGUGCAACAAUGUAGACAUAGAGCUUAAAGGAGAAGACAUCUUCUGUUCAUAUACCAUAUUAGGGCAUAUAGACCUGAUCGAGGGUUCCUUCUUUUCGACCCCCCUCUAUAUGCUAGUACAAAGAGUGGCUCCCAUAGUUGUGAAGUCAAGCUGUACAUGGUGGCCCCUUGAAUGACCACCAUGCCAUGCUACAUUUCACCUGUCUUGUCCUUAUCAGGAAAAUCAGCUGUUUGCCAGGGGAACCCAGGGCAAUCAGCCAGUCACCCUAAGGGUGGCACUUGUCAACUCCAGGAAGAGCCUGAAUAAGUAUGCUGUAAGCUCUUCCCCUAGUGGUGACUACAGACAACCAGAAUAUUGUCUUGUAACACAUUGUCUAUAUGAAGGAAAACUCCAACCUUAAAAGGGAUACAUUAAGAAAUCAGCAUUGAAUUUUGGACCUAAACAUAUAAUGGUCUUAAAGGUGCACAUUCAAAGUUGGAAGUAAGAUGAGAAAAAUAACAAGUAAAAGGAAGAGAAAGGGGGUUGUCCCACCAUUAACACCCGGCUGGAAAGACAGCGGGAGGCCCCUACAGCCAGAAACACCCUUCCCCCACGAUCAUACACUUAUGCCCUACUUUGUGGAGAGGGGAUAAGUGGUAAUGCUGGGAUAUCUCCUCUUAACAAGUUUAAAAAAACUAAAUAGUUUACUUUUAAUUACAAAUUUUUAAAAAAUGGGACCAUGAGAUCAUUAUACCAUUUUCAAAAUGGAAUCUGACAAAAAGCAUAUUUGCUGCUAUCAAAAAAAUCACAGAGGUCUGACAUUCAGUUUUAGCUAAGACCUAAUUCUGAGUUUUCUCUAAAAUUUUACUUUGCCUUGGACAAAGUUGUUUUUUGGGAUGAAGCAAUAUUGUAUAAGCCAACUCAUUACCAUAAAGGGUUUUGUCCAGGUUAGAAAACACAUUUUUAAAUACCCUUUUUAGGGAUUUUUUUAGUAAAUACAGGGAGGUCCUCUGUUCAGGGUUCAAUACAAAGAGUGUCUCGCACUCUGGAGGACCCAAGAUCACCAUGCAUUAAUUGAUAAAACCGCAGAAUUUAAUAGGCACUGCGCAAUGCUUUAUUUCUCCUGUGGUGGCACUGUAGGAGAGUUGUACACUGCACCACAGUUGAUCACUUGUGGUCACCUUGUGGUCAUCAAAUUAUCGAAACAGACUUCUUACAAAAGGUGAUUGUCUUAAGUCGACAAGGCUUAUAAUGAAAUUUGUGACAUCGAAAAAAGUGAAUGUUGCUGAUGUAUUAGGAUACUUACAUUUAUUAUUGAUCCCACCACCACAUUGCCUUUUUAAUCGACAUACCUUUACGUUUUUGUCUCUGUAAUUACCCUAUAAGAUCAGAUUUGUAGACCCAUGUGGCAGAUGUAGAGGGGUAGUAAGACUUUUCCCACUCUGAACAGAGAUUGAACGCACCGAUCUACCCUAAAUACCUUGGCCAAUGCAGGGUGGCUUGUUGGUCCCCCGUGAGACCUAGCACUUAAAUGACAUGCCCCAAUGCCCCCUCUAACUAAGCCCCUGGGUAGAUCCAUCUACUUAAUGCAAAGACGUGGGCUGAAUGGCUGUUGGCUUUUUAAACUAUUUAAAGUUUGAAAAAAUAUGGGUUGAUGGGGUUGUAUGAGGAAUAGCGUCAUUCUUGUUCAUGGGUUGGGUCUUAUAUUGCAGCUCAGUCACGUUCAAAUACAAUAUUAGCAGCUUUACCGCUAAAAUUUGGUAAAUUAGGUAAAUAUAAUUGUUGUUACAAUGUCAGCUACAGUAUUCAUUCUUUUUAAAGUUCACAUGGGAUACUUGAUAAAUCUUAAAUUUUUACCGACUGGUUGGUUUUUGUCAACUGUAUUUAUGUAACACAUUCUUAAAAUAUUGUAAAUUUACAAUGAUUGAGUUGCAUUUCUUUCAAAUUAUUUUUAUACAUUUUCACUUUGCUUCAUUUUUGCUGUGGUGGCACAAUCUAUUUAUUUUUAGAAUUUUUUUUUGACAAAUUCGAAUUUUUUUUUUAAUUGUUAUGUUAGGAUAGGUCACCGGAUUUUAUGAUGUUUUUCUUUUCUGUUGUCGGCAUGUUAAAAAAAAGUACAAUAAUACCGAUAUGCAGUGUACUGUAUAAAGUGAAUACAUGAAAUCGCAAAAACCAACCAUACAUCCUAUUGUAAUAUUUAUCAUAUGUGAAAUACUAUUUUUAGUUUGUCUUUAGCAUAUUUUUAGGUUCUACGUUAAUUCUUUAUUCUAAAAUAAAUUGCACCUUUUUUUGUUUGUUAUAUAACAGUUGUUUUGUGCUUUUUUUUUUUUUAAAUGCAAAAAAAAAAGGAUAAAAUAUUCUUGGCAUUUAAUAUCAGUUCUAUUUUUCCUUUAUUCUAGCAUGUUUUGGAGUUUAUUGAUCAAGUCAAGGUAUUUUACAAUAUACAUAUACCGAAUAUUUAUUCACCCUAUUUUUUUCAGUUGCAAAAUUUUUGGAUUUAUGUUACCUUAGGUUUUUUAUAAUAUUAAAAUGUUUUUUUUUUUAAAGUUAAUCCAUUAAAAUGCAGCAUCUGUGAGACUUCAGGUUCCGGCGUGGGAAUGUGAAGAGCCAGAGAACAGAGCUCCUGCGCCCCAGGCCCUGUACACGCACCGAAAACCGGCCGCUUCUGGCCCGACUCACCUGUACCGCCUGGCAGGGGGGUCCUGGAAUGGAGGGGAGCGCUCCGACACUGCUCCGUGCACCUGCAGCACCCGGCGGCAUCUUGCGGCACACGCUCACCUCAGCGUUGCGGCCGCCAUCUUCGCACGGGAGACAGAACAGCUGAAGAUAUAACUGCUGCACUUGCAGCUUAGCACGGGCUGCAGACUCCGCUCCCGACCCAGGGAGACACCACUACUGCUGGGGAUUCUCUCCUCUGGAGGCAGAUGCAUCACGCUUCCCCCCAUACUCCUGAGCCAGAACAGCUAUAGUUGCACAUAUAGGAACAUCGCCAUCAUUACCUCCUCUCUGGUGACGUAAGGGUCACAGUACCAUUAUAACCCAGUAUUGCAAGACAGCACCAGCCCUCCUACCUCACAGCUACCCUGCAGUUACACAGGCAGGGAGUAUCACUCCGGGCCCCAUCUCAUGGACCGCUACCUUAACAAAGGGUCCCUUCGGGCGGGCUCCCAGGCACUGGCACUGGCAGUUCAAGAUCCCAGUUCUGCAAAAACCACUCAUGCACCAACCCAAAUAAUGGCUAUGGAUGUGACUGCCAGCCAGCCGCUAUUCACUCAUGAAGAAGGUGCCCCGCUGCCACCUGAGCCCCCCCAGUUGCCUACCAUGGCGGGUUCCCCGGAGGUUGCCUUCUCCUCUUCAAUGGAUCUCCAGAUGCUGGAAGCAGCUCUAGUCAAGUUAAUCACCCCCUACUAUACAGAAGACCCUUGAAAAUACCUUGCGCUCUACGUUAACACAGAUUCAGAUGGAUUUAGGUGCCCAAUUGGGUUGUCUAGAUGAGGCAGAGGAUAAAAAUAGUAGCCUUGCUACCAGACUUUGUCAAACAAACUGAUCUCUGCUAUGCAGCCAGAAGCUGGAGGAUCUGGAAAACCGUUUCUGCAAGAACAAUCUCCGUAUAGUGGGGGUUAGUGAAUCUGAUCUUCAGGAGACUUUUGUGAAAGUGUAUUGCCCAAAGCCUUAGGCCUUCAGCACAAGUGCAGAGUAAAGAUGGAUCAUCGCUGGGGCCGACCACCCACUGUCAACUCUGGGCCUUCUCGGGCUAAUGCUUCUUGCCCAAGACAAGUCAGUUAAAGUUGCUGGACUAUAAUGAUAAAGUUGAACUUCUGACGGCUUAUCACAAACGCUCAUCUCCACUUACUUUCUGUAACAGAAAUCCUUUGAUUUUUGAAGACUUCUCCGCUGAAAUUGCCAAGCGACGUAGAGCUUAUGGUAAAGUCUGCAUUGAGCUGUUUAAAGCAAAGAAGAGAUUUCAACUUCACUAUCCGGCUACUUUGAAAAUGUUCCGUCCAGAUGGCUCCUUUUCUACAUACCAGACACCUGCUGCAGCGGAGGCCACUCUACAAGAUAUCUUGAAGGAACCACCAUGCCCCCAAUGCUCUCGCCCUCAUCGCUCUCAAAUUGCUCCAUGGUCUUUAUCGGCACUGCUGCAUACCUCUUAUGCUAAACUCCCAACCAGUAUAAAGGGAUCAGUGCUGCUGUGGGACACGAUAAUAGCUUGUAAGGAAGUGUGGAAGGUUUUCGGCCUCCUGUUUCUCCUGUCCAAACAGAUGCCCUUGCUUGACCACCAUGAAUUCCCGCAGGGUAGAUCCUCUUCUUGGUUGCAUUUUUGGAUUGCCAAAGGGGUGGGGACGGUGGGGCGACUGAUGCAUGGAAAAGACCGUAGAUGGCUUUCGCCAGGGGAAAUGCUUUGCAAGUUUGAACUUCCCCUCUCCCAUAUGCUUUUUGCCAACCAGGUCCAUGCCUCCUGCUCCUCCAGACUCCGAGAUCUAUCUAGUGAAGCCCUGUCCCACACCCUAGAUGACAUCAUAGGCGGUGACCCCCAGAGAGUAUUGAUUUCAGACUUAUAUUUAGCUUUUCGUAACCGUUUUUUUAAAGCUUGAUCCCAAGAAGUUGUUUCGCACAUGGGAAAGGUGGACCGGAGAUGGAAAGGUGGACCGGACAUCACUGAGGUUAUUUUAGGGGCCUGGGGGGCAGUGCGUAAGAAUGCUGUCAAUGAAAUGUCGAGGGAGACGUAUUUUAAAGUGGCCCAUGCAGCUUUAUAUGGGUUUAACAUCUUGGCUUCCCUAUCCUUGCCUUCAUUCAUCCCGGAUAGAAUUGUCAACUGCCCCAAGUGUAAGGCCCCACUUACUAACCUAUAUCAUGGGGUUUGGGAGUGCCCUCAUGCAACAGAGUAUUGGCGACUUAUACAGACCUACAUUUGGGAUCAUUGGUGGGUGUGCAUCUCAUUUACACUCCAAUCCUUUUUGUUCCAUCAACUGCGCCCAUCUGAGGGAGGGGAGAUGGAGGGUGUGAAAUUCCCGCGUUUCCUUCAUGUGAUCCUUCUAGUAGCCCUAAGAAGUCUUUUCGCUACAUGGUUAGAACAUGCUACUCUGGAUUGGCCUAUGUUGAUUGCGCAGUUGAAAAUUUUCCUACAAGUAGACAGGUUAGAUGCUGAACGGCAUUCUGAUUCCGGCACUAAACGUUUUGUCCAAAAAUGGAAAUCUUUUAUCGUUACCCAUUAUGACUCACGCGAGAUCGCUGAUUUUGUGCGUCCUUUUCGAUAUACCUCUUGGUACAUUGUGGAGUCUCUGAGAGGCUCUCUUGGAGCUCUGCGUUUGCCAGAUGCUUAAGCUUGUUGUUCUGAUCUCUAAUACUGCUCUAUGAUUUAGAUCCCUUGGGAGUCAACAGAGGUUCAGAGGAGUUAGAGCGCAGCCCUCUACAUAGGGUACUGCUUUGUUUUCUAUUGUUACUGAAGGGUUGGAUGAUGAGCCACGGUGGGUUCUUCGAGCCCAGUAACCUAGCUUUCCCCGGACUUAUGCUCCAUUGCAGACUAGGACAGCGCAUGGACAGACGUCAUGGGUUAUUGUCGGACAUGACCUGUAUGCCUUUGCUCCGGGGGAGGGGGGACAGUGUUUUAUUUGCUGUUUCUGCUAUUCCAUACCUGAUGGCUUGGUUCUUGUUUUCUUAUACUUUGAAUGUUCUGAUAUGUAUUCCGUUUUGUUUUUUACAAAAGUUUAAUAAAAAAAUAUAUAAAAACUAAAAUUCAGCAUCAUGCCAUAAGAGCAAAUUAAAUAUUUUAUUAUGAAAAGGAAUGAGAUUAUAAAAAUAUAUAUUUAUAACAUGAUUUCCACUUCAGUAAAAACUAUAAAAUUUCACAAAACAGAUAUAUAUAAACAAACCCAAAUAAGAAAUAAUCAUCAAUAAUCAAUAAAUUCUUUUAUGGGAUAAUUUAUUUUCAAUUUACAAAGAAAAUUGUGCAACUUUUAGAAAUUUUUUUUGGGGGGAGGGGGAAAUUUUCGAUGCAAAUUUCGAUUUAUCAUAUAUUUGUAUUCUGCACAGUUAUUUUCUAGUUAAAGUUGUUAUUCAGUGAUUCUCCAAAUACAUGUAUGAUUUUGGUUUCUAGCCCAUGUGCUCUUAGUUAUUUUAUUUGCCGCUAGCUAUUGAUUAAAAUCAUCAAUUUUUUAUGUUUUUUUUUUCCAAACAUAUUUUAUUAGAAUAUGAAAUUUACUAGUAAUUCAUUUAAAGGGGUACUCCGCCCCUAGACAUCUUAUCCCCUAUCCAAAGGAGAGGGGAUAAGAUGUCUGAUCGUGGGAGUCCCGCCGUUGGGGACCCCCGCAAUCAAUUCUGCAGCACCCCCGUUCUUCAGCUGCCUGGAGUGAAGAUCGCUCCGUAGCUGAUGACGGGCGAUACAGGGGCGGAGUAUCGUGACGUCCCGGCCCCUUGUGACGUCACGCCCCGCCACCUCAAUGCAAGUCUAUAGGACUUACUGCAAAUCUGUAUCCUGAUAGCUAUAGCGGGGGGGGCAGGUCUCGGGCCAUGAAGUUGCCAUGAGAUUUAAACAGGUAUCCUGCUGCCAGACUAACAUCAGGGUUAUGCUUUGAGAACCCCAUACACUUAACAAAAAGUUGGCCUGACCCCCCUAUUUAGGGAGGCAUAUGAGUAGCUAAAGACUAGCUGCAACCACAUUUGAGUGCCAUUUGUCAGCUGCAAGACCCCAUGGUUUAUUAACCAAUGCAGAUUGCCCUAGAACCCUUUCAUUAUCUUAAAGGGGUACUCCACUGGAAAACAUUUAUUUAUUUAAUUUUUUUAAUCAACUAGUGCCAGAAAGUUAAACAGAUUUGUAAAUUGCUUCAAUUAAAAAAAUCUUAAUCCUUCCGGUACUUAUCAGUUGCUGUACAAUCCAUAGGAAGUUCUUUUCCUUUUGAAUUCCCUUUCUGUCUGACCACAGUGCUUUCUGCUGACACCUCUGUCCAUUUUAGGAACUGUCUAGAGUAAGAACAAAUCCCCAUAGAAAACCUAUCCUCCACUGGACAGUUCCUGACAUGGACAGAUGUGUCAGCAGAGAGCACUGUGGUCAGACAGAAAGG
Messenger RNA from Hyla sarda, 14056 nucleotides. RefSeq names its product tetraspanin 9 (gene TSPAN9). The coding region runs from base 440 to 1423 and encodes 327 amino acids. The transcript has 7 exons. Lineage: Eukaryota; Metazoa; Chordata; Amphibia; Anura; Hylidae. The record is from RefSeq and is a predicted model, not a curated record. Gene Ontology annotation, cellular component: membrane.